AUGGAUGUUUAUCUGAUAAAACGCGGACACAAAUUUCCGUCCAUGCGGAAGAAUUAUUGUGUGUUGGUACGGAUUGAAUUGUCGUUCUAUGUCACUCACGAUGAAAGUAAAAACCGUAACAGUAGCGCCACAACGAAUCGCUUGGAUGCGAUGGAGCUCGAAACCAAGGACGGCAAAACAUUUUUCUGUGCUGCCUCUUCAGCAAAGGAUAAGCGAAAGUGGAUCAACACACUUUAUCAUGAAAUUGCACCUGGGCAACGGCAUCAGCGAUGUGAAAUGGAUAAUGCUAGUGAAACUGAGCACGAUCGACGACUCGAGAUCAAUUUCGCAGCAAAGUAG
Plasmopara halstedii is the source of this 339-nucleotide messenger RNA. RefSeq names its product Pleckstrin homology-like domain. The transcript is spliced from 2 exons. The coding region runs from base 1 to 339 and encodes 112 amino acids. The record is from RefSeq and is a predicted model, not a curated record. Lineage: Eukaryota; Oomycota; Peronosporomycetes; Peronosporales; Peronosporaceae.